UUGAGCUUCCACCCAAAACUAUCAAGAAGGAAGCUAGAUGUUAAGUCGACGCUGAGAAUGCGUUCUACUGGUGGUCUCAAGAAUGAAGAAGCGAGCGGUGCGGCAUGGGAAGCUACCAGAGGAGCCCUCGCGGGGGGUGCGAAGUGGGGCUUAGUUGCUGCAGGACUGGGCGGAAUUGGUUAUGCUAUGUCUCCUAUUUAUAGAGGCCUGACCAUCCAGUUCAAAGUCUUCCUCCAAAUGUCAGGCAUGAUUAUGGGCUCGUGUCUUGAAGCAGAUCACAGGAUACGGGAAUAUGAAGCAAAAGUCAGGAUGCAGAAACGGAUUAUGAGAGAUCGAGCAGCAUGGGAGAAGUACGAGCAGGAAUUUGGUCCAGAUGAACCUCCUGAAGAGAAGCCCCAAUAA
Lachnellula hyalina is the source of this 402-nucleotide messenger RNA. RefSeq lists its product as uncharacterized. The annotation marks the transcript as partial. The record is from RefSeq and is a predicted model, not a curated record. The transcript has 4 exons. Lineage: Eukaryota; Fungi; Ascomycota; Leotiomycetes; Helotiales; Lachnaceae.